AUGAGUUCCAUAAAUCCUGAUAAUGAUAACAAGGAUGUUGCGUCUAACACCAAUGUACAGCUAGCUAGUGUCUAUACUAAGGCACAGUCUUAUAUUCCUCAGAUUGAACAGGUUUACCAAGGUACAAAUCCAAAUAUUCAAGAGGCAAAAUUAUUAGGGGAACUGUUACAAGUUUUAGCAGAAGUUCCCAAAGGUACCCAUUUAUUUUGCGAUCCCAUUCUAGAGCCAAUAUCCAUUUUCUCCUUGACUAUCUUCUCAUUUAAUGAAGAAGCUACCGCCACAUGGCUGAAAAAUCAUUUCGAUCCAAUUCUCUCCGUCUGUGACAAAUGUAUAUUGAAUUUUGCAAGAGGUAAGUGUAAAAUGCUUCAACAUUUUGCUAUUCAGAGACAUGUUCCGCAUGAGCACGUCGCUAAAUUCAAUGAUAUAGUUUGCCAAUGGAGAGUAGAGGCAGUGUUUCCUAUUCUAAGGAAUAUUUCGGUCAACGAUAAUACAGGUAUCAAUAUUACGAAGGAAAUCGAAAUUGCGAUGUAUGAAUGUCUUUGCAACCCACAUAUGUUGAGGCUUAACAAGGACCUCAAAGCCACCUUUGAGGCUAUUUUCAAAUUUUUCUACAAUACAAAGCAUCGGUUGCUGGACGUUACAAACCCUUCAAGUAUAAAAACAUUUAUAUCAGGUGUCAUAUAUUGUUGGUGCGAAGGCUCGAAAGAGGAAAACGAGUGGUCACAAGCCUUUUUAAUGGAUUUGUACUCAAGAGACUUCCAUAUAAACGUGUCUAGUUUGACACCGGACAUUAUCGAGGAAGUUUAUAUUCAUAUCUUAUUCUUACAAAAUCCAGCAAACUGGACAGAGGUCGUUGUUUCCCAAUUUUGGUCAAGAUUAUUACCAGUCUUCAAUUUAUUUGACAAAGACGUCUUUGUAGAGUAUUUCCAAGUCCCAAAGAAUGCGGAAUCGUUGAAAAAAUCAUUCAAGUUCCCAUUAGAGCCAAUUUAUAAGAUGUGGUACAAUCAUUUGAGCAAAUCUUAUCACGACAAGCCUUUGGACUUUCUAUUGAGAGCACUAACGAUGUUCUUAAAUAAAUUUGGGCCCGAAUUUUGGUCUAAAAUUGAGCCCUUCACUUUCCACAGCAUUUUGGAUAUAAUAUUCAACAGAGAUUCAUUCCCGGUCAAAUUAGUUAGGAUCCAAGAUAAUCCAAUAGUCGAACACCAAACAGAAAUCUACUUUCAACUCACUGGCUCAGUGACUGAUUUGCUUUCUUGGACCCUGCCAUUUUAUCAUGCAUUAACUCCGUCCAAACGGAUCCAAAUGGUUAGAAAAGUCUCAAUGGCAUUUUUACGAGUUAUCGCAAAUUAUCCGUCCUUAAAAUCCAUUCCCAAGGCAUGUUUAAUGAAUUCAUCGACUGCCUUGCUGAGAGCGGUACUUGCUAUUAAAGAGAAUGAAAGAGCAAUGCUUUAUAAAAACGAUGAAUUUGAGACAGUGCUAUUGACUAAGACAGAUUCCAGAGCAUUGCUUAACAAUCCCUUGAUUCAGGAUAUAAUAAUAAGAUCUGCUUCAAAUCCUAAUGAGUUUUACCCAGGGCUGGGGCCUGCGUCUGCAUCAGUGGCCACUUCCACAAUGAUGGUGUUGGCUGAAUGUAUUGAUUUUGAUAUACUGUUAUUAUGCCAUCGAACGUUCAAGCUUUAUUCAGGAAAAACAAUCAGUGAAAUUCCAAUUUCGACUAACGUUUUAGAAAACGUUACAAAUAAAAUUGACCUGAGAUCAUUUCAUGACGGUCCAUUAUUGGCAAAACAACUGUUAAUUUCUUUGAAGAAUAUCAACGGUCUUCUAAUAGUACCAGCGAACACCCCCGUAGCCAAAGCACACAACGCGUUGAAUCAAAAGUUUCUCCUUUUAUCAACAAGGUUAAUUGAAAAAUUUGCGGAUAUCUUGCCUGAUCAAUUGUCAAAGAUUCUUUCUGAUAAAGAUGCUUCACAGGGGUUCUGGUCCUGUAUAUUUUCCUCUGAUAGGCACCUGUAUCAAGCGGCUACAAAUAUAUUAUACAAUACUUUUGAUGUUGAAGGUAGAUUAGAAGGGAUUCUAGCAAUCUUGAAUAAUAAUUUGACUGUUAAUUUGGGGAAUAUAAACGUGAUGUUACAAAGGUUGAUCAAUUGUGAAUUUUAUGAGCCUUGUCCACGUGCUGUUCGCGUGCUGAUGGAUGUGGUGAGUGCUUUCGUUGACCCAAUUUCUGGUGUAUUUGCUAAUUAUCAAACGUUGAAACGCGAAAGCACUGAAGGAGAAUUUUUGAGGUUUUGGGAACUAUGCUGGUCAUUUUUGGAUACAAUUUAUAAGUUCACUCUAAAAUGGGCUUCUAAAUAUGACUAUUCUGAACUGGAAAAUUUUACAAAGGAUACAUUAGACUUGAGUCGCUCACUGGUGGACUCUUUUAGAGAAUUUUCAGAUAUUCUUCAGGGUCAAGACAAAAAUUUAUUACUCAACGUCCUGGAAACCUUCAAAAAUAUGUUAUAUUGGCUAAGGCUAAGUGACGAAGUACUUUUGGAAUCUUGUGUCAGGUUAAUUAUAAGCACGUCGGAUUUAGCGCGUGAAAAGCAUGUAAAGGUUGAAGAUUCAUUAGUAGAGAUGAUGGCUAAAUAUGCCUCAAAAGCAAAAAAAUUCUCGAAUAAAUUGACGGAACAACAAGCAACUGAGAUUCUGCAAAAAGCGAAAAUAUUCAAUAAAGCGCUUACCGAACAAGUUGCUACAGAAGCUGAAAGCUACAGAAAGGAAAAGGAGCUUUCGAGGCUGGGAAAAGUGAUAGACCUCACGGAUUCGGCGUCAGCAUCUCCAUCCUUACCACCUUCUUCGCCUUCAGUUGUUUCUGGCUCUUCUGCAGAAUCAAGAGCUGACUAUUUGCAAAGAAAGGCUCUAUCUUCUUCAAUCACUGGAAGACCUAGGGUUGCUCAACCCAAAAUAACGUCUUUUGGCACGUUUCAGCCAUCGACUAAUGUCAAUUUGCAGCGUACGAAACCAGUCAAGCCUCUAUCAAAAAUGGAAUUGGCAAGAAUGCAAUUAUUAAAUAACAGGGUUAUUCAUCCGCCUAGUGCACCGGCUUUCCAUACCAAGAGCAGAGGUUUGAGUAGUAAAAAUGACAGUAGUAGUGAGGAAAGUGACAACGAUAUAGAAAGCGCUCGAGAGCUUUUUGCUGUUGCCAAGGCAAAGGGUAAGGGAAUACAAACUGUUGAUAUAAAUGGAAAAGUGGUGAAGAAGCAAAGUGCGGCAGAAUUAGCCAAACAAGAACUUGAGUAUAUGAGAAAGAGAUUAAAUGUUGAUAUGAAUCCCUUGUAUGAGACUAUAUUACAGUGGGAUUAUACUAGAAAUAGUGAAUACCCAGAUGAUGAGCCUAUAGAGAAUUAUUUUGACGUAAAGGAUUCUUUCAAUUCUCCGGUGGAUUACCAAAGGACUAUGAGGCCUUUAUUGCUUUUAGAAUCUUGGCAAGGUCUAUGUUCUUCACGUGAUAGAGAGGAUUAUAAACCUUUCAGUAUUAUCGUAGGAAAUCGGACAGCCGUUUCUGAUUUCUAUGAUGUCUAUGCCUCUGUAACCAAACAGGUUUUACAAGAUUGCGGUAUAUCUGAGUCCGAUUUAAUUGUAAUGGCGUUCUUGACCGAUUUUAGACAAGGAAAAAGGCUAACUAGUGAAGAUUUUAAAAGAGCACAAAACACAUGUUUAGCAAAGGUUAGAACACUGAAGAACACCAAAGGUGGAAACGUUGAUGUCACAUUGAGGAUUCAUAGAAAUCACUCCUUCAGUAAAUUUUUAACAUUAAGGUCAGAGAUACAUUGUGUCAAGGUUAUGCAAAUGACAACUGUUGAAAGAGAGUAUUCAACACUAGAGGGACUGGAAUAUUACAACUUGGUCGGCCAAAUUCUACAUGCUAAACCGUCACCUCCUGUAAACGUUGGUACAGACGAAAUUGAGAUGGUUAAGAAAAGCUAUAAGCUUAACACAUCACAAGCCGGCGCUAUUGUUAACUCGGUAUCGAAGGAAGGUUUUUCUUUAAUUCAAGGUCCGCCAGGUACCGGUAAAACAAAGACUAUAUUGGGUAUUAUUGGCUAUUUCCUAUCCACAAAGAAUGCGCCACCUUCAAAUGUUAUCAAGACACCGAUAGAAAACCACUCAUCGAGCACUGAGCAACUCCUAAAAAAGCAGAAAAUUCUAAUUUGUGCACCUAGUAAUGCAGCUGUAGAUGAAAUCUGCCUUAGAUUGAAAGGCGGUGUAUAUGAUAAGCAGGGCCAUCAAUUCAAACCUCAAUUGGUACGUGUAGGGAGGUCUGACGUUGUGAACGUUGCAAUCAAGGAUUUGACUUUGGAAGAACUUGUGGAUAAAAGGAUAGGUGAAAGGAACUAUGAGAUCACAAGCGAUCCGGACUUAGAACGCAAAUUCAAUAACGCAGUCUCGAAAAGAAGGGAAUUGAGAGAUAAAUUAAAUUCUGAAAGUGGUAAUCCAGAAAGUCCAAUGUCYACUGAGGACAUCAGCAAAUUACAACUUAAGAUUAGAGAAUUGAGUAAGAUUAUUAAUGAACUUGGUCGUGACAGAGACGAAAUGCGUGAGAAAAAUUCAGUUAAUUAUAGGAAUAGAGGACUCGAUAGAAGAAAUGCGCAAGCCCAUAUUUUGGCUGUUAGUGACAUCAUAUGUUCUACAUUAUCUGGUUCGGCCCACGACGUUCUUGCCACCUUGGGUAUUACCUUUGACACGGUCAUUAUAGAUGAAGCGUGUCAAUGUACUGAGCUUUCUGCUAUCAUCCCCCUAAGAUAUGGAGGGAAACGUUGUAUUAUGGUUGGUGAUCCAAACCAGUUACCACCAACUGUUCUUUCAGGUGCUGCAAGUAACCUCAAAUAUAACCAAUCCCUAUUUGUUAGAAUGGAGAAAAAUAGCUCCCCAUAUUUAUUGGAUGUUCAAUACCGUAUGCAUCCUUCCAUUAGUAAGUUCCCCUCAUCAGAGUUUUACCAGGGUCGGUUAAAAGACGGCCCUGGUAUGGAUGUUUUGAAUAAGAGGCCUUGGCAUGAGUGCAAGCCGUUAGCUCCAUAUAAGUUUUUUGAUAUUAUUAGCGGGAGACAGGAGCAAAAUUCUAAGACUAUGUCUUAUACUAAUAUGGAGGAAGUACGUGUUGCUAUUGAGUUAAUUGAUUUUCUUUUCAGGAACUUUGAUAAUAAAAUUGAUUUUACGGGGAAAAUUGGUAUAAUUUCACCUUAUAGAGAACAGAUGCAAAGAAUGCGAAGAGAAUUUGCUCGUUAUUUUGGUGGCAUGAUCAACAAAUCAAUUGAUUUCAAUACCAUUGACGGUUUUCAAGGUCAAGAAAAAGAAAUCAUUUUAAUAUCGUGUGUUCGUGCCGAUGACACCAAAUCUAGUGUUGGUUUUCUAAAGGAUUUUCGUCGUAUGAAUGUCGCUUUAACCAGAGCCAAGACAAGCAUUUGGGUUUUAGGACAUCAAAAGUCUUUAACUAAAAGUAAGUUAUGGAAGCAUUUAAUUGAAGACGCAAAACGUAGAAAAUGUCUUGACUAUGCUUGCUCCGGCUUUCUAGAUCCUAGAAAUAAUAGAGCCCAAAGCCUUUUGAAGAAAUAUAGUGUUCCUGUACUAUCGGAACAAGAAGACGAUUACAAAUUGCCUAUGGAAUAUAUAACCAAAGGAACUGCCGACGCGGAAUCUAAUAAAGAAGCAAAGAAGAGAAAGAUUGUUGAUGAAGGUGAUGAAACAAAAAAAAUUCUAAAGAAAAAGAAGAAGGACAAGGAGAAGAAGAAAGAAAAGAGCAAAGAUAAGAAAAAGCUAAAGACUGAUGAGAAAAAGAAAAAAGAAAAAAAGGGAGAACUGUCCAGUGCAUCAUCUGGUACCAAGAAAAAAUCUUCUAUUUUUGGUGGUGCAAGUGUAGCCAAUAUAGUAGUUUCUAAAGGUUCCCUUGACGUGAAUGGCAGUACGAAGACGACAGCUGCAGUCGAUAAAAAGAAAAAGAACAGGCAUGUUUGUUUCUCAGAUGAUAUUAGCAUUAUACCGAGAAGUGAGGAGCCUGAAGUAAAAGUAACCAGAAGUCUGUCUUCUGUACUAAAGGAAAAGAAAACAACUCUAAAAGAAACGAAACCGUCUUCGCCACCUCCAGUUAGUGGGAGUGACGGUGAAGAUGAUGAAGAUGAUUAUACACCUUCCAUUUCCAGUUCAUUGAUGAAAGUUGAAACGAAGAAUAAUAGUAACAGAAUAACUCCUAAUGAACAAGUUUUUAGUGCGAGUAUAUAUGAUGAUCCGCAAACUAUACAACCUAAACAGUCUCAGCCCUCUCCCACAGUUUCAAGACAUGCAAAUUCAAAGACAUAUGCAACGAGUAAUUCACCAGGUAUUUUAAGUGCCUCCGAUUAUGGCGAGCCUGACCAGACCGGAUCGAACGCAUCACAUAGUUGGCAACCUCAGCAUAGGGGUAACGAGAACCAAUAUCCAACAACACCUGUGGGAUCUCAUGGAUCUCUUGGGUCAUUGUCUGCACAUCCGCAAGUGAGUUUCCCUACUGGUCCAGAAAACGCAUGUAGUAUAGAUUCUUAUCCGCAACCUCAGCCUCAACCUCAACAUCAACCUCAACAUCAACCUCAACCUCCAACCUUAAUGGUUCCUGGUAGUGUGCCUGCAGGUGUACGCAACAGUUCUAGGCGAAACACAUCAUCUAGCCCUUUCAUUCCCAAAAAAAGGAAACCUAGAUCAUAA
Molecule: messenger RNA, 6714 nt
Organism: Saccharomyces eubayanus
Lineage: Eukaryota; Fungi; Ascomycota; Saccharomycetes; Saccharomycetales; Saccharomycetaceae
Gene: SEN1
Product: DNA/RNA helicase SEN1
Exons: 1
Coding region: 1-6714 (2237 amino acids)
Biological process (GO): termination of RNA polymerase II transcription
Cellular component (GO): nuclear body
Molecular function (GO): helicase activity; transcription termination site sequence-specific DNA binding
Source: RefSeq, a predicted model, not a curated record